Messenger RNA from Phycomyces blakesleeanus NRRL 1555(-), 1421 nucleotides. RefSeq lists its product as hypothetical. Lineage: Eukaryota; Fungi; Mucoromycota; Mucoromycetes; Mucorales; Phycomycetaceae. The coding region runs from base 1 to 1281 and encodes 426 amino acids. The transcript has a single exon. The record is from RefSeq and is a predicted model, not a curated record. Gene Ontology annotation, molecular function: protein binding.
AUGCUUUCCAGGACAGGACAACAUUCUAUACUGAAGCGUGCAAGCUGUCUCUUUCUUAGAAGCAGCGGAUUAAACAGUCGCCCAUGUAUUUCAGUAGUCGCAACACAUAGGCUCUCAGCAUGGUGUCCUACAACACGAUCUCUAUCCUUUGCACAACCUCUCUGGACACGCUGUUAUAGCACAAAUGACAUCAGCAAUUCACAUUUAGAAGAUAAAACCCCUAUUAAAUCUGAUAAUGAAGAAUCUAUUUUUGAGGCCGUCCGAAAGCUCGAGAACGAUUCGUUUUCCAACGUUCCUACUUACAGCACUGCAGAAUUGAACGCCCUUUUGGAGACACUGGCCCAAAAGGGAGAAGCUGCUCGGGCACAGAGACUGUUCAAGGCCUUCUUUCAGAACGAUAAAUAUAGCCCUACUUUGGUUACCUAUACAUAUCUUAUGCUGGCGUACAUAAAUGAUGGAAACUACCAGAUGGCUAUGGAUAUUUAUUACGAGCUCAGGGACAGGCAUGAGCCUGAUGAAUCAAUUGCAACUCCCAAGACAGUCGUUCUUGACAGCACACUCUACCUCACUUUAAUCAAUGCUCUUACUCACCAUUCGGUCAGCACCAGCCCGAGAGAGUCGGACAGCAGUGGGAAUAGCUAUGCAUACACUGUAGAAGACGGCCCUGAUGAACUCUACAACAUAGACGGGACAUCUCAGCCACUGCUGCUAACUGCCUUGACGUUGUUCAAUGAUAUGCGCCAAUUGAGUAUAAAGCCAAAUGCAGAUACGUAUAUUGCAAUGCUCCAGGCAUGCGGAAAAUACGAGGAUGAAUAUGUUCUCGAGCAAAUUCAUAAGUUGAUCCGCAUGGACAUUUACUUUGAUCCUACCAUCGCUGUUUAUCGUGCACUAAUGAAUGCCUACAGUCAAGUCGACAAUUGUCAACAAGUGCUGGAAAUAUUUGAUCUUCUUCCUGUCUCUUCUAUCGGUAACGAUAUGGUUUCGGUUGCAUUGAAAAGUUGUCUUAAGAAUGGGCAGGCAUACAAAGCACCACAUGUGUGGCAUAGUUUGGAGACAAUUGGGUUUACGCCAACUAGUGAACAUGUCCGAAUGUAUCUCGAGGCCCUUUGCCGGUCAAGUCAAGGCUUGGAAAUAGCUUUGGAUCUGAUGGAGACAAUUGGAUCUUCUUUGGGUGAUAAGAAGCCACAUUUGGAAGAAGCAACCGUCGAUAGAUUGAUCCAAUAUGCUCACACAAAAGGAGAAUCUGAGGAAAAGUUGGCGGAUAUUGCGGCAUGGAAAUAAGACUAUAAAGUAUAAAAUAAAAUAUAUAGAAUGAAUACCCAGCUGCUCAUAAUUUGGCAACCCUACUUGUAAAAUGAGUUCCUAGACACUAGUAAUUAUAUUAUAUAUAUUACAUACUUAAAUAAAAUGUAAUAUCAUAU